AUGACUGAAUCACCAAAAGACGUCGACCCUUGUCUGGCCUCAUUGACCCACUUUGUGGAUCACACCGAUCAAUUGGCGGAGCACACGAUGAAUUCAGUCGAGUGGGAAGCUAUCGAAGUUCUGAUGCCACGGAUACUUCGGGGAAAAUCGAAAGACGACGUGAAACAGUUGUUGCUGGCGGAGAUUGACGGAAUGUCGAAGAAGAGGCUGAUGGCUGUGUUGGCUGGAGAAGAGUUAGAAGAAUCGUCGAGUUCUGAAGAGGAGGACGAAGUUAUGGAAGAAGAGGAGGAGACGGCUGAAGGAUCUCGAGCAUCAGUGGAUUCAGAGAAACCAAUAAACGAGGAAAAACAAGAAGAAAGUAGUCCAGAGCCGAUUCAAGCUGACAAUAACGAAGUGGAAGAAGAGCCGGAAGAGGGAGAAAUCAAUGACAACGAGGAGAUGAACAGAUCAAUAACACCUCCAGAUCCAUCACCGCCAAAAUCUGAAGAGAAAGAAGAGGAAUUAGAUACUGAUGAGGAGAUCGAUCGGCAGCUGGAGAGGGAGCUCGAAGAUUUCAUUUGA
This is a messenger RNA of Caenorhabditis remanei, 561 nucleotides long. RefSeq lists its product as uncharacterized. NCBI's taxonomy places the organism in Eukaryota, Metazoa, Nematoda, Chromadorea, Rhabditida, Rhabditidae. Bases 1 to 561 code for a protein of 186 amino acids. The record is from RefSeq and is a predicted model, not a curated record. The transcript is spliced from 2 exons.